CAGCCACGCAUCAUGGCUAAGUUGGGGUCCUUGUUGGCUGUUCUGGUGGCCCUGAGCGCUGCCCAGGUUCAGGCCAAGCUGCCCGGCAAAACCAAGUACACCUUGGAUGACAUCCGUCCUUUGCAGGACCCUGCCUCUGGCUUGGUCAAGUGUUGUCCUGAGGGAACCGAGUUCGAUGGCAAGAACUGUGUCUUGGGUGUUCCCAACUGUCCGGAGAACUUUGUUCGCAAGGGCGACAAGUGUGUGUCGACCAUCAAGCCCAUCUGUCCCGACGGCAGCGACUACAACGGCAGCAUUUGUAUCUCGACCGAGUUCCCUGUCUGUCCUCCUCCCACCGUGCUGAAGGGCAAGACCUGUGUGACUGGCCCCCCAACCUGUCCCUCUGGGCAAGAGUACAACGGCAAAGUCUGUCAAUCCACCCAGAUUCCCGGCUGCCCGGAGAAUUACAAGUUCAAUGGCAAGUCUUGCGUCAGCACCAAGCAGCCCGAAUGUCCUCACGGCAUGAUCACCUGCGGCGGCAACUGCAUCAGCGUUGAGCCCCCCGUCUGUCCCCCCGACACCGAGUUCCACGACAACUUCAAGAACUGCGUCUCGACUAUCCGCCCUACUUGCGAAGACGGUACUGUCCUCAGCAAGGAUGGCGUCUGUGUCGACGAGACCGGUCCGUCCUGCCCCCCCGACAACACCUUCAACCCCACCACUGGCAAGUGCGUCACCUCCGAGAAGCCUGCCUGUCCUCCCGGCAGCGCGCUCGACUCGCUGAGCAAGAAGUGUGUCAUGACCGAAGAAGCCACCUGCCCCCCCGGCAGCGACCUCUCCGCCGAUUUCGCCUCCGGCACAGCCCGCUGCUGUCCCUCCGGGAUGAUUUGGGACGGCGAGGUCUGUGUCUUCGACAUCGACGAGACCGGCAAGUGCCCCCCCGGCACGACCAAGGUUGGCCAGCACUGCCAGAAGCAGCCCGUGCGCAUCCCGCAAUGCCCCCCCGGCUCCAAGCUGGAGCGCAGCCGCUGUGUCAGCAUCGAGCAGCCCGAAUGUCCUCCCGGUCACGUCCUCGAGGGCGGCGUCUGCACCUCGACCGAGCAGCCCGCCUGCCCCCCCGGCCUGACCCUCACCGGUAGCGUGUGUAUCUCCACCGAGGAACCCAACUGCCUGCCCGGCACCCGCCUCGAGGGCACCAUCUGCGUCAGCAUCGAGCAGCCCGCCUGCGAGGACGGCUUCACCUUCGACGGCGAGAACUGCGUGUCCGAGCAGCUGCACCCUAUCUGCCCGGAGGAGGGCAGCACCUUCGACGGCGAGGAGUGCGUGACGCCGCACUUCCCCUCGUGCCCCGAGGACACGGUCUUUGACGGCGCCCGCUGCGUGGCCACCAGCACCCCCUCGUGUCCGGCGGGCAGCGUCCCCAACGGCUCCGGCGACUGCGUUACCACCAGCGUGCCCAAGUGCCCCUCGGGCUCCACCCUGACCGCCACCGGCGGCUGCAUCGUCGGCGUGCCCACGUGCCCCAAGGGCACCCUCUUCGACGGUAAGCAGUGCGUCUCGCGCAAGAACCCGACCUGCCCCCCCGACCACAAGUGGGUGAACGGCAAGUGCAUCAGCACCGUGCCCCUAGAGUGCAACGAGCCCGGCUACCACCUCGUCGACGGCGAGUGCGUCUCCGAGAACCGGCCCGAGUGCCCGGCCGGCACCAUCUUCGACGGCACCACCUGCGUCGGCACCGAGCCCGUCUGUGACGAUGGCCUGGUCUUCGACGGCGAGGAGUGCGCCCACCCCCUCGAGCCCGAGUGUCCCCCCGACAUGCGCUUCAACGGCCGCAAGUGUGUCGCCGAGAAGCCGCCCAACUGCUUGCCCGGCACCGUCUUCGUCCCGGAGUCCAAGUUGUGUGUUGCCAUCUCCCCGCCCGCCUGCCCCCCCGGCCAGGUCUUCAACGGCAAGCAGUGCGCCCUCGAGAGCGGCGACUGUCUGAACUUCGAGUACUGCCCCCCGACCGGCUUCGGGGAGCCCGGAUGCCCCGACGGUGCGCUCUAUGAUCGUCACACCGGCAUGUGUGCCGACUGGUUGUAUUAGUUGAGGGUGUUUGACGUGUGAUGCAUGGUGUAUGUGGUAGGGAUUUUGGGAUUGGUGUUGUAAUUUGAUGUCUUGUUUAAUGUGCAAUUUGAAGGUCUCU
Molecule: messenger RNA, 2164 nt
Organism: Aspergillus aculeatus ATCC 16872
Lineage: Eukaryota; Fungi; Ascomycota; Eurotiomycetes; Eurotiales; Aspergillaceae
Product: cell wall cysteine-rich protein
Exons: 1
Coding region: 13-2064 (683 amino acids)
Source: RefSeq, a predicted model, not a curated record